GGGCAGGCAGCUUUUACUCGGCUGGGAGCGGCAGCGAAUCUAAGGAGCCGAGGCCGGGGCUCCGGGGGCAGGAGCUGCGGGAACAGUUCCGAAAGCCGCAGCAGCGCCGCCGGAAGCGGGACCUCUUCGGGCCUGCACGAUGGCCCAUCUCCUGGGGAACCAAAGCUGCAUGGACAGCCUGAGGAAGGACAUCACCGACCUGCAAGGAACCAUCGUGGACGUCUUCUCCCGAGCGGGGGCAGUGCGCUUCCCCUCCUGGAAGUUCCCUGACAAAGUGUCCUGUGACCUGGACUUGGUCUCUCUCCUGGAACACUACGACCACGUGGAAGGGAACCCCGAGUUCACGCAGCUUUCCCACAUCGUGCUCCUGGAGCUGGUGAUUGACAGGUGA
Molecule: messenger RNA, 391 nt
Organism: Sarcophilus harrisii (Tasmanian devil)
Lineage: Eukaryota; Metazoa; Chordata; Mammalia; Dasyuromorphia; Dasyuridae
Product: coiled-coil domain-containing protein 157
Exons: 2
Coding region: 140-391 (83 amino acids)
Source: RefSeq, a predicted model, not a curated record